Strongylocentrotus purpuratus (purple sea urchin) is the source of this 4661-nucleotide messenger RNA. Its product is annotated as nucleolar protein dao-5. The transcript is spliced from 3 exons. The coding region runs from base 288 to 3245 and encodes 985 amino acids. The record is from RefSeq and is a predicted model, not a curated record. NCBI's taxonomy places the organism in Eukaryota, Metazoa, Echinodermata, Echinoidea, Camarodonta, Strongylocentrotidae.
AGCGAGCUCCGCUGUGCCGCACUCCCUCUCCGUAAAUUUUGAAUGCAUAGCCAUAGAAGCGAUAGAACUCUGUACUGGCCGGUGGACCCGAUCAAUAAUUCCCCUGUCUGUGCUUACAUUGGUUUUUCUCACAGUACAGUUUGUUCAGAAACCGUGCUACGUUGACGCAUGCAGAUAAGUGACUGAAUGAUCAUCUGUGGUUAGAAACGUAUACCGGCAACUGGCAGUUAUUUCAUGGAUUUGAAGUGUUUAUUGUGAGUUUCAUGAAGCUUUCUGUGAAUUAAUAGAUGAAAUUCACCGACAACAUGUCAGUGCCGCUGUGGAAAAUCGGUUUGCUGCAAAAGAGGCAAAGGAAAAAGGAGGAAGAGAAACGGAAAGAACGGGAGGCGGAAGAAGAAAGAUUGAGGAAGCUUCCGCCAUGGAAGAGGCAGGCAGAACAACCGAAAACGGUCAUAAUCAUCGACAAAAACAAGACGCCGAAUCCAGUGGAUUUGGCAGAACUAUCAAAGCAGGCGAAUCCUUCCAGUAAAUCAAGUGCUAAACAAACGCCGGGCCCGCUGGUUAAUGGUACCGCCCAUGUCCAGAAAGUUGACAGCGGUGAGUCAGCGGGAAACCGAGGGAAAGCGGGGCGAGAUGAAGCCGACAACGGGGCUGGAGCUGGAGGGGUGUCGGAGGAACAUUGUCCACCGGUGCACCAGAACGUCUUCUUGACCUUAGAAAGAAAGAAAAGGAAAGCUCCUCCACCUCCUAAAGGUAGCCAGAUAAGUGUGAUUGCCUCAAAUGUUCCUGUAGUGACAAACGAUCCGCUAAAAUCAGCAAAUUCAAGUAAAAAGACAUUGCCAUCUGAACCAACAAAUUCUGCAAAUAAUAAAAAGACAGUGACGACUGGUUCUGAAUCUGUAAAGGUAAAGCAUAUACAGCAAUCGAAAGAGUUGAAUGGACCAUCAGUAAUAGGUAACAAAACACAGAGCAGUACUACUAAACCACUAUCAAGUGAUGAUAUUAUUGAUAAGAAGAACUUGAAAGAGGAUGUGCCAAAAUCCAAGACUAAAGAUUCUGCUCCAUCGAUAAAAGUUGGUAACAUUGAACAUGUAUCUACCACAAACUCAAAGACGAAACCAUCAAGUAGUUCUGCUGCAAGCUCAUCCAAAGAGACUAUAUCUUCUCAAAUAAGUAAAAAAGAGGAACCUAAACAACCUUCUGGAUCGAUUACAGAGAUACAUAAAGUUUCAGGACGAAGGGCACAGGGUAGGAAGAAGAGUAUAUCAGAACUGAGCAGUCUAUUUGGGGGUGCAAUAACACCUAGUAAUAAUCCAAAGUCACCACCUCCAAGUCGUUCUGCUCAAUCUGGGCCCUCAGAAAAAGUGAAAUCUCAGAAAACGUCCAGUGAUACAAAACCUGCCUCGACUGCUUCUUCUCCAUCAAAACCAAGCAACUCUACAUCAUCAACCAAAACAGUUGUUUCAACAAGGGGACAGAGUGUGAAAAGGGAGGAUAGUCCGAAACCUGAUGAGAGCAAGAAAAUUGUGAAAAGUAGUACUACCAAAAGUGAGAGCAAAAGUCUUCCUGCUGCAGCCAAGUCGCCCUCGCCAUCUCGCAACAAACCUUCUCAAGAUUUACCCGCAAGUGAAAUCAUAAGUUUGACAAAUGAAGGGCCACUUAAGAAUCGAAAAGGACAAUUGGUAAGGCCUUCGUCUGUCAUUGAUGACGAGACGGAAGUGACGACGAUAUCGCUAGAGAGCCCUCGAUCACCACAGAAGAAUAGGCUGUUAAAGGCACAAGGUUUGGCAGACUCUGGGGAUGACGCUUCCAGUGCAGGCACUGCAAAAGUAAGCAAUGGGUCACCAGAGAAAAGAAAAGCACCCAGUGCACCUCAACCAGGCAAGGUCAAUGAUGGGUCAUCAAAUGAGACUAAAACAAAAGAUACAAAUAGCACUGUCAGCAAGGAGGACAUAUCUGGAAGUACCAAACCAUCAAGCACAUCCAUCAACAAGGUUGAGGAUAAGAAGGUUGAUUAUCCAAGGAACUUCAGAGAUCCUAACUAUGUUCCAAAGAAAGAGGAAGUUGCAAAGACAGAGGACACAUCAAAGAAAGAGAAAAUUCCAUACCCUGCUGAAUUCAGGAAGCCAGUUGUUGCUGAUUCAACCAGUAACAUAAGCCAGGACCCUGUAAAACCUGCACCAUCCAAAGUAUCUGUUGAGGAUAGUAAGAAAGAGCCGGUUGUCAAAACUGUAAAUGUAAGUAAGAAGUUAGAUCAGACAAGCUCUGAUGCCACUGUAAGUGCAACCGACAAAAAAGUAAGCGAGCAGAAAAAGGUUCCUGUCAAAACAAAGGAAUCACCAGUGAAACCAACAGCAGAGAGCCACAUCCCUUAUCCCGAUGACUUCCGAAAGCCAAAGCAACAACCAACGAGCAACAAAUCAAAAGACAUCAAAAAGGAUAUUGUGAAACCAUCGGAUCUGCAUUCAGAACCUCCAACUGCCCAGAAGAAGGACGACAAUGACAAUGUAACGUCGGGUAACAUAUUCGGAAAACUUCGUAAAAUAAAGAAGCCUGCACAAACAGGUAUCAGUGUCAUUCAAGUGGGAAAUGACAGUUCCAAGCCGACGGUCGAUAACUCACCGAAGGCACCGCCCUCGGGUCUCUUAAAUGUAGGAGGUGGGGGUGGCACAUCGACGGGGAAGAAGAAAAAUGUUGUGAAGAAGUUUGAGAAGGUGGAAUUCAUUGGGUACAACUCUCCCACUGGCAAAGCUUCAGCACUCAAGGCAGAAGGAAAAAGCACCAAGAAGGGAAUGAAUAUAUCCUUUUCAUCCAAGGAGGAGGAGAUGUUCGAGUACAUGUCGGAAGAUGCCAGCGCCGUCUACUACGACCAGACGCACCAAGGGGCGGAGGAGGAGGAUGGGGGCAAGAAGUCACCCCUGAAGGCUCAGGCUAAAGCCAAGGUGGAGAAUGGCAUGAAGAACGGCACAAUGGACAACAGCCACGAUGACGACGACGAUGACGAUGGUGAAGCAUCGUUGAAGAGCAAUGCACCUAUUAGAUCAUCAGGUGGUUUCCAGAACCUUGCCGCUUCCAACCUCUCGGCCAUGGACAUGCUCUUAGGGCGUGGCCCCCGCCCUUCUGAACCCAAGGAACCGCCCAAGCCUGCCCCGCCCCAAGAACAAGUCGAACCAGAGCCUGAGUAUCCCAAACCCAUGGAUGCUGACUUCUUCUCUUCGGCUGGCACGGCAGCAUUGCUCUUUUGAUGAAGGGGUGCUGAUUGUCUGCAGGAUACUGUAGGUAGUACCAGUCUGUUACCAGUCUUUUACCAGUCUGUUACCAGUCUGUUGCAGGAUUAGUUAUACUUUGUGGGUAUGGCCAGUUGUAUGGAAACGCUUUCUCUCAGUGUAUGUUUGAAGUGAUCAAGGUUAGCUUAUGUUAUGAGGUGCCUUAUGAGGUUUGGUACCAGUCUUUUGAUAAUUGUAAGCAAUUGCAAAGAAUGAUCAUUCAGCAGAACUCUACUGAAAGCUGGAUUUAAAGGUUAUUGUUCAAAGUUUUAUUCAAGGCUUUAAGCCAGUCUUUUAUGUGAUCAUGAUUUCACUUCUAUAUCUAAUAAUAACAGUUUUUAUAAAAUUGUCUGAUAGCACUUCAAAUCCAAUUUAUAUCAGAACUAGGGAUGUUAAAUAAGAAUUACAAAGAGAAUGGAUUAAAACAAGUGGCAUUUAAUUUUAAUCUUAUUGUGAAUUUUUAGCUCAAAGUAGGAAUCCAAGACUUAUGUCCUCUGUCUAAGCUUGAAAAUCUUCAUGUAGGGAUUGACUUGAUGAAGCGUACCAGUGAAGCUCCUCUCUGUGCAAAUGACCAAUGUUUUUAGAAUGAAACUGCCCCUUCCUCCUACCCAAGAAAUGUAGGAUUUAUAUUUAUUCAGUACACUACAUGUUGACCUGGUAGACCCUGGAUGACAAUGCGGUCAGUGUGUGAAAUAUUGAACAGUGCAUGAAUUAUCAACGAUAUAUAGUAUCAUGAUCCAGAAUUGCCUUCAGAGGCCCAAAAAGGCUUGAAGCCUAUGCUAUGCUCUCAGUUAAAACUCUUCAUACUCUCGAACGAUGAUAUAUUUUCAUUUUCAGGAGAUGUAUGGUAAUAUAUUUGGUUAUCAUUCAUGCCUACCCCCCCCCCUCCUUUUCAGUUGCUUUUACAGUUGAUCCUCUUGCAGUUUUCAAAACAUGUGGAUAUAAAAAAAAAAUUGUUCUCCUAGAUCUCAUCCAGAUUUUGAGAACGCAAACAAAUUGUUCUGUACCUAGUAGAAAGGCUUUAGCAAAAGAACUCCUGCUACGAUUUAAGAAUUAAGAUACUGUAAACUAAUAGCCAUUUACACAGAGUUUAGGCCCUUCUUACUCUAUGCAGGAAACAUAAUAUUGCAUAUUCCCCUGCUAUUGCCUUUCUGCCAAGCACAAAGCAAUAUAUUUCACCUCAGUUGAUAAGAUUUCAGAUAUUUUGAGAAAAGUUUAUCAACCUUAUAUAUGUACUUCCUCCUUCUAAGGCACAAGGCACCACAAACAAACAGCAUGUGACUUUUAAUUGCCCCUUCUCCGUCAUUCGAGUUGCUAAUGCGUCCACAAAGGCAAAUAUGAACACAAUAACACCCUAAAAUAUAAAGAAAAGGGAAAGAGGUAGAAAUAAGAAGA